Messenger RNA from Hydra vulgaris (swiftwater hydra), 1970 nucleotides. RefSeq names its product transmembrane protein 39A. NCBI's taxonomy places the organism in Eukaryota, Metazoa, Cnidaria, Hydrozoa, Anthoathecata, Hydridae. Gene Ontology annotation, cellular component: membrane. The record is from RefSeq and is a predicted model, not a curated record.
UUAUUAAGAUAUAACCGUAAUUUAGACAUAGCUGGAAUUUUAAAAUCGAUAUUUGUCUAUCUGAAUAAACCUUAAUUUUAAAAUCAAGAUUAUAUUAAUAAAGAUAUAAUAUAGAACAUGCGAAGAUACCCCAUAAAUGCUUUGUCAAUGAAAGUAUUUCAUAUGAUCAAUUGCGUGCAAAUAGAACAAAAAAGAUAAAGUUUUAUAUAUAUGUUUGUUUAUUCAUUAUAAUCGUUUGGUUUUGGAUCUGGCGUAUGAUACAAAGCACUUUUUAACCAACUCAAAUGUUUGCAGUCAAUUUACAGUUAUUUUUAUGUAAUUGCAGUAUAAAAUUCUGGUUGGUGAAAAAUUUAAUUUUAAUAUUGGAACAGUUCAUGCCAGUAAUAAGGAAGUCAGUAGUUCUUAAAACAGCAUUAAAGCAGGCCUCAGAAAGAAAUGGUACCAGUUCUAAUUCACAACCUGCUUUGAACUUUGCUACACCUCCAUUGUUGCACAGACCAUCACCAGAUUUACCAGUGAUAAAUGAUUAUCAGUUUCAAAUAGCUCUUCUUGCUUAUCUAACAUUAGCUAUGUUUAUACAGUAUCUCAACAUAUAUAAAACUAAUUUUUAUGAAAUAGAUUUAUAUAUGAUAGCAUUUCUUAUGAUUGUUUUGCUACGACAUAUUGGGUGGCUAUUACUUAAGCAAACUCUUGCUUCAGAAGUAAUUCAUACAUUUGGAUAUUGGUCUAGAGUAUGUAUGAAAGCAACACUUUUACUUUUAAUAAUGGCAAUGUGCUUUUGGUCACUUUUUAAUGUUAUGCAAACAAGUGCAAUAGAAGAUUUAUUAUUUUUAUGUUAUCCGUUUGCUAUUUACAUAUGGACAUUUGGUUGUUCAUUAAAUGUUUCUAACUAUCCUCUAUUUUACAAACUUGGAACUCAUCAAACCAAACUUGUUCAAAAUCUUCUUUUAGAAAAUGCCUCUCUGUUUUAUCAAGCAAUAUCUCUACAAGUUCCAGUCAAUGUAGUCACUCAAGUUUCUAAUAUGCAAAAUACACAAAAUAAAGAAAAUAAUAUAUCUUCACAAAAAAACAAUACAAAUAUAAAUAAAUACAUAAUUAAUGGAUACAUAAAAAGUAGUUCAAUUUCAAGUUGUCAAGAUCAUUGUGCAAUGUCACCUGAUAGUGUUCGGUAUGAAACUGAAUGCUUACGGAAUGAUUUUAAUUUGCGCAUGAAACAGAUUUUGUUUAAUUCUGUUGUUAGUACAUAUUAUGUUGCAUUUAUACCUUUAAAAUUUACACAGAAUAAAUCUUUGUUUUUUGAUAAAUCAUGGGCAAUACAACAUAUCUUAUUUGUAUUUGUAAGUGUAUUUGUCUUCUUUAUGAAUUUUAUGGUACCACAUCAUUAUAUUGAUGGUCUCCACAAGUGCGCUCUACACCUUGGAGGUUGGGAAGUAUAUAAUGGACAAAGAGAAACACCUCAUAUAUGGUCUCCUUUAACUAUAUGGCCUCACUCAGCAUUAGUUCAUUAUAACAAGGGUGUGUUUCGAGCUUUAGAAAAGCAAAACACAGCUGUUCCGGGUGAUAAACAUCAUUCCAGAUUUUAUUUUAUAUUCAAAAGUCCUGUGCGUUUGUUAACCUGGCUUGCAGCAUUGCAAUUUUUUACAGUAAUUUAUCAGCUCUAUGUAAUGACGUACUCAUCAUUGUGGUAUCAAUGUUUAUCGAUGCUGCCUAUAACUGUGUUUAGUUACUUUCUUUUGUUUCGUUUGUUAAGAGAAAGAUGGGCUGUCCAAGCAAUCAUCGAAGAGCAUGCUUUGUGUUCAAUGCAAAGUUAACUUUUGUAUAAAAACAUUUUAAAUAAAACGUUUAGCAUGUUUUUAAAUUGUUAAAACUAUUAACUUGUUCAGAAACAUUUUUAACGUCUUAAAUAGGUCGAUAGUAAUUGUGAAGCCCUUGUAGUAAUACAUAGAAAGAAAAAAAUAUUGCGUUAUUUA